Molecule: messenger RNA, 514 nt
Organism: Helianthus annuus (common sunflower)
Lineage: Eukaryota; Viridiplantae; Streptophyta; Magnoliopsida; Asterales; Asteraceae
Exons: 1
Coding region: 13-219 (68 amino acids)
Source: RefSeq, a predicted model, not a curated record
AAACAAUAAGACAUGGUGUGCUUUUGUUUUCUGGUGGACCAAACUCGGGAAGUAAGGCGGAGCAAGCCUGCAGCAGGGGUUUGUUCUAGGUGCGGCGGGGGAGCAAGCGUGGAGGAUAUGAAGACCUCCACCAGGUUCUGCCUUGUGCUAUUGUACUGGAAAUCAUGGAGAGCUGUUAUGUGCACUUAUUGUGGCGCCAUUCUUAAAUCUUAUCACUGAUUAUGUUUCUUAAUUACUGAGAUCAAACCCUCGAAACAUGCUUUGCUUUCUCAUGUAAUGUUAUAUAUGAACUUAUUUUAUUCUUCUCUUCAAGGAUUAUUACAUAAAUUACAAAGAUGUGCAUAAUGAUUAUCAUUUAAUCCUUCUUCUGCUUGGGAUGAAAUUCGUGAUCAUUUCAAAUACAAUAAUUUACAUCCCGCUUGUGGCAUGGUCAUAUAACUUAUAUAUGUGUGGGUGCUCGGGGACAAAAGUGAAAGUGCACUAAUUUUAACUUAACGUUAUUUUUCUACUUUCG